CGUCACAGCGACAUCAUGGCGUAGCGAUGUGGCGGCGCGUCACGUCGUGCUGGCUGGCUCGGUUAACUUCAGGCAUUCUUGGGAGUUUUGUGAACCAUUUAAAGAAAGAGGUCUAAUUUGUUCGAGCAGAGUCGCGGUUCAUCAGUGACUCAAGAUGAUGUCUGAUGCCAGCGACAUGUUGGCUGCUGCCCUGGAGCAAAUGGAUGGUAUAAUAGCAGGCUCAAAGGCCUUGGACUACUCCAAUGGUUUGUUUGACUGUCAGUCACCUACGUCCCCUUACAUGGGCAACUUGCGGGCGCUCCACCUUUUGGAAGACCUGAGGAGUGUCCUGGAGUUGAUGGACACAGAGGAAAGAGAGAGUCUACGCUGCCAGAUCCCUGACUCCACAGCCGAGAGUCUGGUUGAGUGGCUCCACAGUCACCUGUCCAAUGGGCACAUCUCUAUGGGUGGAAGUGAUCAUUACCAGGAACGGCUUUCCAGAAUAGAGAGCGAUAAGGAGUCUCUGGUGCUUCAGGUAAGCGUGCUCACUGACCAGGUGGAGGCUCAGGGAGAAAAAAUUCGAGAUUUGGACUUGUGUUUGGAUGAGCACAGGGAGAAACUCAACGCCACUGAGGAGAUGCUGCAACAGGAGCUUUUGUGCAGAACUGCGCUGGAGACCCAGAAGCUGGAACUAAUGUCUGAAGUAUCCAAUCUGAAGCUGAAGCACAAUGCUAUGGACAAGGACAGACGGGACUUUACAGAUGACAGAUUUAGGGACAGUGAGGACUUGAUUCUUGAAAUUAGUGAACUGCGGUACAGAGUGACUGAAAUGGAGAGUGAAAAACUACAGUACGAAAAGAAACUUAAAUCAACAAAGUCGCUAAUGGCCAAGCUUUCUAGCCUGAAAAUUAAAAUGGGCCAGAUGCAGUAUGAGAAACAGAGGAAAGAGUACAAACUCCUGGCUAUGAAGGAAGAGCUAGCCAUACUCCGGAGGGAGCUGGAGGGCAGAGAUGGAGAGAUGAGGAGUGCAGAUCCCACAGAAAGAGUUUCUCAUCCAGAUGAAACUCUUAGAAAGAGGCUGAAAGAAAAACAUGUGGAAGUGCAAAGAAUGAAAAAGGCAGUAGAGUCGUUGAUGGCAGCAAAUGAGGAAAAGGAUCGAAAGAUUGAGGAACUAAAGCAGUCACUUCUGCGGUACAAGAAAGUCCAAGACAUGGUGAUGUCUGUGCAAGGGAAGAAAGAAAAAACGAAAGAUAAUGAACGCACCGAGAGCCCUGGCGAAGGAUCCAGCGUGUGCCUGUCUGCCAGCCCCAUCUCUCUGGAAUCUGAAAUGCAAGACCUUACAGAUGUCGACCAAACGAAAAGGAAGAGCCCAGAUGAGAUGGAGAGUUUCAGCGGACAGAGUGAGGAGCCUUCACCUACUCCCAGUCCGUCUGACCCGGAGCAAGCGCCCGAGUCCACACCAACAGACGUGGAAAGUCAUGACGCCACCAGAACUGAGGGCCAGGACCAUUUGGAUGAGAACAGUAAUGGGAAGCAUACAAAUGAAGAGACCAGUAAGACCAAUGAAAAGCCACCCAUGGCUCCCUCUGCCACCCCGCCUGCAUCCACAGAAGACGACAGCUUUGGUUCAAAAAAGGCUCGCUCGUCUUUUGGGAAGGGCUUCUUAAAGAUCCGCGGAGGCAAGAAGACAACCAGCGGCCCUAACCUCGACCGCAGCAGGAGUGCAAGUGCGCCUAUGCUAGCUGAAACAGAGCAACAGGGCACUGACCAUCUGGAUCUAGCUGGGCUGCCGCAGAGAUCAUCCAACAAUGACAGCACUCACACUCUUGCUACAACGCCAGAAAGUAGAAAGAAAUCCAAAGGGAUAAAAAAGCUAUUUGGAAAGCUUAUAAGGAGCCAGUCAACCACAUUUAACCUGGAUGACAACCUGCAGGAGGGUGAGUUUAAGCGUGGUGGGGUGCGUGCCACAGCAGGACCCAGACUGGGUUGGUCCCGGGACCUACAACGAGUCAACAAUGAUGUGGACGCUCCCUUUGCACGUUGGACAAAGGAUCAGGUCUGUGACUGGCUGCAUGAGCAGGGUCUCGGCCUUUAUGUGAACAUGGCCCGUGUGUGGAUCUCCUCCGGACAGACUCUGCUACAAGCUUCACAGCAAGACCUUGAGAGGGAGCUGGGCAUCAAACACACGUUACACAAAAAGAAGCUGCAGCUGGCUCUGCAGGCCCUCGGCUCAGAGGAGGAGGAUAUUAAGGGAAAAUUGGAUUACAACUGGGUAACAAGGUGGCUGGAUGAUAUCGGCCUGCCUCAGUAUAAGACACAGUUUGAUGAGGGCAGAGUAGAUGGACGCAUGCUGCACUACAUGACGGUGGAUGACCUGCUUUCUAUGAAGGUGGGAAGCGUCCUACAUCACCUCAGUAUCAAAAGGGCUAUUCAAGUUCUGCGACUCAACAACUACGAGCCUAAUUGUUUGCGCCGCAGACCAUCAGAUGAGAGCUCUAUUUCACCUGCAGAGGUUUCCCAGUGGACCAACCACAGGGUGAUGGAGUGGCUGCGAUCCGUAGAUCUGGCCGAGUACGCUCCCAACCUGAGAGGCAGCGGGGUCCAUGGAGGCCUCAUGGUCCUGGAGCCGCGCUUCAAUGUGGAGGCCAUGGCUCUGCUGCUGAACAUCCCCCCCAACAAGACUCUGCUGCGACGCCACCUUGCCACGCACUUCAACCUGCUCAUCGGCUCAGAGGCCCAGCAGCUCAAACAGGAGUGUCUUGAGAACCCAGACUACAUUUUGCUUACCGCCACCACAAAAGUCAAGCCAAAGAAACUGCCAUUCAGUAGUUUUGGGAAUCUGAGGAAGAAGAAGCAGGAGGAGAAUGAGGAGUACGUGUGUCCCAUGGACGUGGAGAUGCCAAAGGGACGAAGCUUCCAGAAAGGCUACGAGCUCCAGAUCUAUGAAGAUGACCUGGACAGGCUAGAACAGAUGGAGGACUCCGAGGGGACAGUGAGACAGAUCGGGGCUUUCUCUGAAGGAAUUCAAAACCUGACGAGUAUGCUGAAAGAUGAUGAAUUCUUCAAUGCUUCCAAUUCACCAAAUCCGAGUGUAACAGAUGACGACUCCAACGUAUGAGGCUGUGGGCGUGAGACUCGGUCCUGCUGUGGAAGAAACUGUGCCAACCCACUUCACUCGCACACAAUGUCCUCACAGCGUUUAUUAGUGUUUCCAUAUUUCCUUUUAGUAUUGCAUCCAAUAAAGAGCCGAAAGUAUUGACGUCUGUCUUCAUCUCCGUACCAGACGAGGGUGUUGCAGAAGCCUUUAGUCCAUCACGCAUUAUUCAUUUCUGUUGCUUGAUGUCAGGAGAACAUUUAGGUUAACACCACUGUUUGCCUACCAGCUGGUUUCUGGAAAAAGUUUGUGCUGUUCUAUACAGGCAUCGUUCUGGUUCUGAUCCAAGUGGAGAGCUAACAGGCAGGAACGUGACAUCAAGAAAAUGCCAAUUUAGAUUUAAUAUAUGUCUUUUUACCUGCCUUCUGAGUGUAGAUAUUGGAAGAAAGAUGGACUUGGAGACAGAAGACUGUAUAGCAGUGAUAUGUGGAGACUGUUCUUUCUCAACUUAUUGUAAAGUAAUAACUCCAAAAAGCUGCUACGUUUUUUUGUUUUUAUUUUCUUUUUCUACACAACUGAACUCUAAUUAAAUGAUAAAGGUCUUGUAUUUUAUCCUUUUCUGUAGAUGUUAACUUGUACUUAUGCGUUUGCACAUAUGCAUACAUGCACACUACAAAACCUAAGAAUAUCAUUGCAUGGUAUUGAACUCCAACAGUCAUGCAGACGUGUCAUCUGUUAUAUUUUUAUCAUAAAAAGGAUUUUGGAAACCUGUGGGCUGACUGUUCUUUUAUGGAUACUUUGCCUACUCAUAUUGAUGAGAUAAAAUGUGAGGUUUUCUUUUAUUAAUGCUGUAAAUUAAAACGUUGACCACAACUCCAAAUAUGUUUUUUGUUUUUUUUAAACUCAUCUAAUUUUUAAACUCAAUAAAGUAAUAUAAAUUUG
Molecule: messenger RNA, 4015 nt
Organism: Cololabis saira (Pacific saury)
Lineage: Eukaryota; Metazoa; Chordata; Actinopteri; Beloniformes; Belonidae
Gene: ppfibp1b
Product: PPFIA binding protein 1b
Exons: 28
Coding region: 155-3097 (980 amino acids)
Biological process (GO): neuromuscular junction development
Cellular component (GO): presynaptic active zone
Molecular function (GO): protein binding
Source: RefSeq, a predicted model, not a curated record